AUGAUCCCAGAGGUCCUUCCCACCUCAACCGUGGCGUGGUCCACGUUGCCCCCAGGCACCUCCACGGACGUGAGCCGCUACGCGGGCGCCUACGAGCACGUCUUCGAGGCCACCACGGCCGGCGUCAGCAUCCAGGCGCCCCAGCUGGACAUCAACACGGUGGCGGCCGGCGGCGGCUCCAUGCUCUUCUUCAGGUCCGGGCUCUUCGUGGUCGGCCCUGAGUCGGCGGGAGCCGAUCCGGGCCCGGCGUGUUACCGGAAAGGGGGCCCGCUCACCGUCACCGACGCCAACCUGUGCCUGGGCCGCCUGCUGCCCGAGUUCUUCCCGCGCAUCUUCGGGCCGCACGAGGACCAGCCGCUGAGCCGCGAGGCCACGCUGCAGGCCUUCGCCGACAUGGCCGCCCAAGUCAACGCCGCCGGCACCGCGCUCUCCAUCGAGGAGGUGGCCAUGGGCUUCAUCCGCGUGGCCAACGAGGCCAUGUGCCGGCCCAUCCGCGCGCUCACGCAG
Molecule: messenger RNA, 507 nt
Organism: Nothoprocta perdicaria
Lineage: Eukaryota; Metazoa; Chordata; Aves; Tinamiformes; Tinamidae
Product: 5-oxoprolinase-like
Exons: 3
Biological process (GO): glutathione metabolic process
Cellular component (GO): cytosol
Molecular function (GO): 5-oxoprolinase (ATP-hydrolyzing) activity
Source: RefSeq, a predicted model, not a curated record